AGCCAAGCCAUCACCAAACCUUUUAGCUUCUCAGCCUUUUGCCUCUCUUUCUACUCUCUUUCUUGGCCGUCUCUCUUAUAUCCCUCAAUUUAACCAUCGAGGGCGGCCAAAAAAAAGAGAGAAAGGAAGAGCAAAAUAACACAUUACACCAUGGCGCGAUUCGUCAUCAUCUCCGUCGUCGUCGUCGCCGCCUUCGCCGCUGCCGCUGUCGUUGAGGCCCGGGUUGGACCUAUCGACGUCGCUCCGACCAACCUGAUCACCAACCCACUCGGUGCCAUCAUCGACAAUGGCCGCAAGAUCACCGGCGCCGUCGUCGACGAGUGCGCCUGGACCUGCGAUCAUGUCGCGGCGGGUAACAAGAAGAUGUGCAACACGCUGAGGAAGCUGCCGGGGGUGAGCUCGCCGAAGGAGCUCCUGACGGCGGCGGUGAAGCUGUCGAUGAGGAAGGCGAAGGCGGCGAGGGCGAGGUUCGAGGCGGCGGCGAGGGCGGCGGAGAAGGGGACGCCGAUGGAGUCCAUCCUGGACACCUGCAAGGAAGGGUACGACAGCACGGUGUCGGCGCUGCAGGAGGUGCAGCGCUGCAUCGACGCCAACGACAGCAAGGCGAGCCUCAUCACCAAGAUGUCGGCGGCGACCACCUUCACCGGCGACUGCGGCAACGCCUACGAGGAGCGGGAGCUGGAGCCCAGCCUCGCGCUCAAGGCCACCAAGAACAACGUCAACCGCGUCGUCACCGGCGCCCUCGCCAUCGCCGCCAAGCUCAAGCUAUAAUUAGCCAACUGAUCAUCAAUCGAUAUGAAUGAUUGAUCAACUAUAAAAUUACACCUAGCUCAUGCAUGCGUCCGCGCGUUAUGUGUGUACGCACGCAUGCAUAUGUGUAAGAUCGAUCAACAGAUCACAGAAGUGGUGGCGUAUCUCGCACUUGUGAAAAAAAAAUAUAAAAAAAAGGCUGGAGAACAAAAAUGUAGUAUGCUAUCUUAAUUUUUAAGGUGAUUAAUAUAUAUGGCGAAUUCAACGACCGA
Molecule: messenger RNA, 1022 nt
Organism: Oryza sativa Japonica Group (Japanese rice)
Lineage: Eukaryota; Viridiplantae; Streptophyta; Magnoliopsida; Poales; Poaceae
Molecular function (GO): enzyme inhibitor activity
Source: RefSeq, a predicted model, not a curated record